Messenger RNA from Adineta steineri, 3314 nucleotides. Lineage: Eukaryota; Metazoa; Rotifera; Eurotatoria; Adinetida; Adinetidae. The record is from the annotation of a GenBank genome assembly.
UGUAAACUCGAUCAGCCUUUGUCAUUACCAUUUGAUCGAUAUCGUCUUUCCAAUGAAUUUCGAACUGGUCGUGGAACAUCUAUUUCAUUUGAUUUUGGUCAAGAUCUUUCACAUGAUUUUCUUAUUCAUGCAUCAUCAAAUAACAUAUCAAUUCAACAUCUCACAUUUGCUAUUUAUUUCAUCUUUCUAUUUAAAUCAACUAAUGGACAAGCAGAUCUAUGUCUGGCUCUAAACAUCAAUAAUAAUCGAUAUAGAGAUGAACUCAAAUUAAUCAUUGGAUUGUUUGAGAAUGUCAUUCCAUUACGAUGUCAAUUAAAUCCUCAUUGGUCUUUUCAUCAUUUACUCGAGCAUGUUCAAGAGAUAACAACAAAUAGUAUGAAAUAUUCAUAUUUUCCACUUCAACGUAUUCUCGAUCAACAUCCACAUAUUUCAACACAUACAUUUUUGGAUACAUCUCUCGAAUCUAUAUCAUACAAUAGUAACAAUGACAACAGUGCAAUUAUGAUUGGUGAUUCUCAACUUGUUCCAACACCUUCCUCAUUCAACGAAAACGACGAUGAGAUAUUAAAUUUAUCCGACUUCUCUCUUUCUAUUUAUCAUGAUAUGAAUGUGAAUCAACUCUCAUGCACAAUCAAGGCAUCACUUGCCUUAUUCAAUAGAAAGUCAGUCGAGAAGAUUUCACAACGAUUCCAUUCCAUCUUACAUCAAUUAUCUACAUCUAUUAUCGACAGUCAAAUAAACAAACCUAUCUAUGAAGUAUCAUUAAUAUUAUCAAAUGAGCAAUAUCUAAUGCAAUCAAUGAAUAAUACACAAAUAUCAUUCUCAUCUCCUCUCACUUGUAUUCAUCAUGAAUUUGUAUAUCAAGCAAUGAAACAUCCACAAAAACUAGCUGUUGAACUUGAUGAACAAUCAUUAACAUAUUGUGAACUUCUAUAUUAUAUACAAAUACUAUCUUUAACUCUUCUUAAUGAAUAUCAUGUGUUUCCAGGUGAAGUCGUGUGUCAAUGUGUUGAGAGAAGUUUGUCUAUGGUAAUUGGUAUAAUGGGAAUUGAAAUGGCUGGUAGUGUUUAUUGUCCAUUACCACCUCGAGAUCCACAACAACGUUUGCACGCACUGAUACAACAAACACAGAGUCGUCUUGUACUUGUUCAUCAUGUAACUAAGACUAAAUUGGAUGAUGAUAUUAUUUCACUGGAUAUUGAUUCAAUAUUGAUUAAUAAUUAUGUAGUAAGCGAUGUUUAUGUUGAUCGACUAUCAAGUGUUACAGUCACACCUAAUGAUAUUGCUUAUAUAAUUUUCACAAGUGGUUCAACUGGAAUACCAAAAGCAGUUCAAAUUCGCCAUGAAAAUUUCACUCGUUAUAUGUACUCAUUUGUAAGUGUUAGCACAUUGAAGGAGGAUGAUGUAGCUGUCCAGAUGGCUCGAAGUACUUUUGACGUUCAUCUUGAACAAAUAGUUGGUAUUUUAUUAAUUGGCGCUACAGUGGUUAUGCUACGUGCAAGAGGAAUGACUGAUUUUGAUUAUUUAGCCGAUGUGCUAUACAAAAAACAGAUUACAUGUUUGGGUGCUGUACCAGUUUUAUUUCAAAGUUUUUUCAGUUACCUCAGUCAGUAUAAGAAAAUAUAUGUUGUGAAGUAUCUUCGAUCACUUUUUAGUGGAGGUGACGCAUUUUCUUCCGAACUGAUUGGUUUGAUCCAAGUGAGUAAUAUUCCCAAUUAUACUUUAUGGAACAUGUAUGGUCCAUCUGAAACGACGAUUACAUCUACAUUUCAUCUCGUAGAUAUAGAAGCCUCUACAAAGUGUAUUCCAAUUGGUAGACCAUUUUCUAAUUACCGAUGUAUGAUUAUAAAUGAAUAUUCACAACAAGCAAUCACUAAUCAAGAUGGUGAAUUAUUUAUAGGAGGAGUGGGUGUCUUUGCUGGUUAUCUUGGACGUGAUGACUUAACUGCAAAAGCUCUUGUUGAAAUAGAUAGCCAAGUAUUUUAUCGAACAGGUGAUCUUGUUACAAUCGAUGGCAAUGGUCUUCUGUAUUAUCAAGGAAGAAAAGAUCAUCAAAUCAAACUUCAUGGACAAAGAAGUGAACUUGGUGAAAUAGAACGAUGUUUACUUAACAUCAUAUCCAUCUCUGCCUGUGUUGUCAUGAAAUGGAAUGAUGAUUACUUAGUUGCUUAUGUUCAGUCUUUUAAUGUUAAUGAAGAACAACUCCACCAACAUUGUCAAUGCCAUCUUCCACCCCAUAUGAUUCCAUCAAUAUUUAUUAUUCUUGAUAUGCUACCAUUGAAUCAAAAUGGAAAAAUAGAUCGAAAACAACUUCCUUCACCUAGUUUCAAUCAUCUAUCAUCAGAUCGACUCGAACAUCAUAUUAAACUAUUACUACCAACAAAUAAUAUUGAAAUUAGCAUUCAUCAGAUUUGGUGUGAAAUAUUCAAACAAAAUCAAAUCUCAACUGAUACAAAUAUCUUUACUAUUGGUGGCCACUCAUUACUAAUGAUAGAACUUUUUCAUCGAUACAAGAUCGAAUUUCACCUAGAACAAAAGCAAAGUAGUUUCUCAAUAUCAAAUGUAUUUCAGCAUCCAACAAUUAUUCAUCAUGCUCAACUCAUUCAACAAUCUAUCAAUACCAUCCACACUCUGGAUGAUUAUUCUUGGUCUUCCUUACAUCUCACUCAAGCGAGAGCAUCAUUUGCACAAGAACGAAUCUAUUUAGACGAACAAAUUCGUUUUUCAUCUGAAACAGCGAUGAACAAUAUGUAUGCUAUUCCAUUCCUUUAUCGUAUAUCAUCUAUGAAUGAUCAUGUGUCAAUUACCCGAUUACAUCAUGCAUUUCAAAGUGUUAUCACAAAAAAUAAUACUCUUCGAACCGCACUUUACAUUGACGAUACAAAUGGCAGUAUUGUACAACACUGUUUAAAUACAAAUAUCAUUCUUGAUGAUCAUAUGAAAUCAUAUGAAUUGACAAUCGUUAAUAUUCAUAAUGGUGAUCAUCGUCAUAUGAAUGAAAUUGUUGAAGAAAUAUUAAAUCAAGCUGAUUUAUUUGAUUUAUCAAAAGGACGUGUUAUUCGUUGUCAUAUACUUCGUUGUCAGCAAUCAAACCUUUCAUUCACUCAGAAUAGUGAUCUAUUGACUAAAGAUGAUCUAAUAUUAUUUACCAUUCAUCAUGCAAUGUUUGACGGAGCAUCAGAACCAAUUUUUAUUCUUGAUUUUUCUCUUGCUUAUCAAUCUGAUGGUUCACUACCUAUAGAUGAUAAUUCAUUAGAAUACAUCGACUAUUCUGUUCAUGAACAUAUCAUAGAUAUGUCAUUAUCUCGUGAAUU